Triticum turgidum subsp. durum (durum wheat) is the source of this 735-nucleotide messenger RNA. Lineage: Eukaryota; Viridiplantae; Streptophyta; Magnoliopsida; Poales; Poaceae. The record is from the annotation of a GenBank genome assembly.
AUGAAGGCAUCUUCACGUCUUCUACCUUCUUGGGGGCAUCGCCUCGGAGCCAGCUACAACUGGAGACCAGUGGAUGACGGCAUCAUCGCCGCGGUGGAUGGCGGCAUCUUCACCGCGUGGGACUGCGGGAAGCAGGUGUACCUGGGAGGAUUCGACACGGCGCAGGCUGCUGCAAGGGCGUACGACCAGGCGGCGAUCAAGUUCCGCGGCGUGGAGGCCGACAUCAACUUCGUGCUGGACGACUACAAGGAGGACAUCGGCAAGAUGAGCAUGUUGAGCAAGGAGGAGCUGGUGCAGGUGCUGCGGCGGCAGGGCGCCGGGUUCGUGAGGGGCAGCUCCAGGUUCCGCAGCGUCACCCUGCACAAGUGCGGCAAGUGGGAGGCCAGGAUCGGCCAGCUCAUGGGCAAGAAGUUCGUGUACCUUGGCUUGUAUGACACGGAGAUGGACGCUGCAAAGGCUUACGACAAGGCGGCACUCGACUGCAGCGGCGAGGAGGCGGUGACCAACUUCGAGCCCAAGGCGGCAGCGGCGGUGUGCGACGGCUCACUCGGCCUGCAAGUUCGAAAUGCCGGAGGAGGAGGAGGCGACGGCGCCAUGGCACCCCGGCAGGAACAGGAGCAUCUGGAUGAGGCCUUCGCCGACGUCGAUAACACCGGCGCUGAGGUUCCCGGAGGCCGAUCACUGCUCCACCAUCCCGCGCAGCAGCAUGCUCCAGAUGGUAAAGUGAUACAGUAA